GAUUAUUUCGACAAGAAGUUGGGCGCCUUGAAGCGCGAUAUUCAAGACGAGUUGUGCAGUAAUACCGAUUCUGUAGCCAAAAAGUUCAAAGAAGAAUAUAAGAUCACAUUUAGAUUCGAAGGUAAUAAGAAACAGUUUCAAUUCAACUCCGACCUUGCAGCGAAAGUAAAGUCGGCGUCAGCUGCCCUCGGAAAGAGAAAAUUAGACCUUGUUAAAACUCAUGAUCACGUGGAAGAACUAGAAUCUGACAUCAAGAAGCGCAACAAACGUAUCAGACUGAAAGACAAGUCCGCCGCCGGUUGGGAUUUGGUGAACGAGUAUUUAUCUGACGAACUGGCUAGCGGGUCAGACGUCGAGCAGAGGGCCCUUCGUAAACGCAGCCAACGCCAACAGAAAGUGAAGCCAUCCAAGCAAGGUUAUUCACAACUCCAAUCAUCCACCGCAACCACUGCGUUUUUUGCCCAACAUUCAUCAUCCUCCAGACCUAUUUCUUGUACUCUUGGCGCUUUCAGCAAACCAAGACCAAGUGAUAUUUGUUUCGCAUGCGGCCAGCAAAGUCAUUGGAGGUCUCUGUGUCAAGUUAAUCCUCAAGCCAGAUCUUCAAGCUCCGGGCCGUCCUUUCCUAGUUCUUUUGGUCUUUCGGGCAUUGGAGUUAAAUAGGACCACAGAACUGUCUCGAUACAGUCUUCAGGCAAGAAGAGGCUUAUUCUGGACUUACGUCAUGUCAAUCAUUUCAUUUGGAAACAGAAGUUUGGGUGUGAAGAUUGGAGAGUUUUAUUAUCAUAUGUUAAUAAGGGCGAUUACCUUUUCAGUUUCGAUCUCAAGUCUGGGUAUCACCAUAUCGAUAUUUUUCCGGAUCACCAAACUUUUCUGGGUUCUCCUGGUUUUUUUCUGGUGCCGUUCGGUAUUUUUGUUUUGCAUCACUUCCGUUCGAUCUUAGCUCAGCUCCAUACGUCUUCACCAAGUGUCUUAGAGCACUCGUUAAGUGUUGGAGGUCUAACGGGAUUAAAAUUGUUGUGUUCCUCGACGAUGGGUGCGGAAAAGGGGAUUCACUGCCUAUGGCCAAGGAAAAUUCAUUGUUUGUGCAAUCAUCCUUAAGCAGUGCAGGGUUUGUUGCCAACUCCGCCAAAUCACUAUGGAGCCCCACCCUUUUGCUUGUUUGGUUGGGUUUAAACUGGGACUUAGUUACCGGUACCAUUUCUAUUACCGACAGACGUAUUUCCGAAUUUAUCGUUCUGAUUGACAAAUUUCUUCUAUCCGCACCUUAUGUUACGGCUCGGGAUUGUGCCGUUAUCGCAGGUCAUGUUAUGUCCAUCAGGGGCACCCAAAGGCAAUUUUCGGGAAAAUAUCUGUUCGGAAGACGAUUUGAGAUCUAGAAUUUUCGGAUCAUUUGUUGUAAAAUUUCUUGCUUGCCCGCCUCUCCUAGGAUUUUCGAACAUCUACAAAAUGGUAUAAUUACUCAUUUUUAACGGAUUUUGGAACUAAAAAAGGCCACCUAUAAUUUUCGGGAGCCUUUUCCUGGCUGAAAUUUUCGAGAAGGUAAGUUUCUAUCCCUAUAAUUUUCGGAUCACUAGAUUUUCAGCUAGGAGAUCCGAACAGAUGAAAAAAUUUUAGGGGAUAAAAAUAUGCCUAUAUCUACCGUUUGAAUGCUAAAAUACGUUCAACAAUGCUAUGUUAAGUGGUUUUGAACUAUAUCCUCGUUGGGUGCCCCUGGUCCAUGUAGCCAGUGAGUGGGUAACCUGACUCGCCUCAAAACCCGUUUUCUUUAGGAGGUCAUAGAAUCCCGCCAUAGUUGGGAUUCCCGUUUUAAUAUCGGGCUUCAUAAUGAUUGCCUCUCUGAAAUAUUUUUCUGGAAAAACAAUAUCGUUAGUCUUAAUAAGAGACCUAUUUUGCCUUAUUAUCCUCCCCUUUUGUUUAACUAUACGGACGCUAGCAACGGGGCUUUUGUUGUGGGCACUAAUGAGGUGUCCCAUCGUAUGUGGACUGCUGGUGAAGCAGCUAAGAGCUCUACCUGAAGAGAACUUAAGGAUACACAAUUUGCCUUAAGUGCAUUCAAAGCCUUGGUUCUGGGUAAGAGUGUAAAGUAGCAUUCUGACAGCCAAAGGGACCGUUCGUGCUGUGGAGAUAGGGAGCCCUAGUGCAGGAUUGCAUUAUAUUGCGCUUGAUAUUUCUAUUUUUGUCAAACUUACAAUAUUACACUUAUUCCCCAGUGGGUUCCCAGGGAACGUAAUGCUUGUGCUGAUGCGAUUAGCCACAUUGUAGACUUCGAUGACUGGUAUACAACCGCCGAGUUCUUCGCACACUUGGACCGCCUUUGGGGCCAACAUACAGUC
Molecule: messenger RNA, 2333 nt
Organism: Porites lobata
Lineage: Eukaryota; Metazoa; Cnidaria; Anthozoa; Scleractinia; Poritidae
Source: the annotation of a GenBank genome assembly